AUGUACCUGGUCACUGUGCUCGGGAACCUGCUCAUCAUCCUGGCCGCAAUCUCAGACUCCCGCCUCCACACCCCCAUGUACUUCUUUCUCUCCAACCUGUCCUUCGUAGAUACCUGUUUUGCCUCUACCACGGUCCCAAAGAUGUUGGUGAACAUCCAGACACAGAGCAAAGUCAUUACCUAUGCAGGUUGCAUCACCCAGAUGUGCUUUUUUGUACUCUUUAUAGUGUUGGACAGCUUACUCCUGACCGUGAUGGCCUAUGACCGGUUUGUGGCCAUCUGUCAUCCCCUGCACUACACGGUCAUCAUGAGCCCUCAGCUCUGUGGACUGCUGGUUCUGGUGUCCUGGAUCAUGAUUGUCUCCAUAUUUUAUGGUACGGGGCUAGGGGUGUACCUUAGCUCUACUAUGACCCAAAACUCACACUCAACUGCUGUCGCCUCGGUGAUGUACACUGUGGUCACCCCCAUGCUCAACCCCUUCAUUUACAGUCUGAGGAAUAAAGACAUAAAGGGGGCUCUGACACAAUUCUUCAGAGGGAAACAAUAAAAGAGCCA
Molecule: messenger RNA, 554 nt
Organism: Pan troglodytes (chimpanzee)
Lineage: Eukaryota; Metazoa; Chordata; Mammalia; Primates; Hominidae
Product: putative olfactory receptor 7A2
Exons: 2
Coding region: 1-546 (181 amino acids)
Biological process (GO): G protein-coupled receptor signaling pathway
Cellular component (GO): membrane
Molecular function (GO): G protein-coupled receptor activity; olfactory receptor activity
Source: RefSeq, a predicted model, not a curated record